AUGGAUUCCUACACACAUUUCACCAGUACACGCGGCCUCAGAGUCUUCAAACUCUCGGAGCUUGAGAAGGCCACCGAGAACUUCAGCUCAUCUCGCUACAUUGGAGGGGGAGAUUUUGGAGCUGACAUCUUUAAGGGAGUCAUCAAGGAUGGCAACAAAACCAACAUCCAUAUACUUGUCUAUAGGAUCACCCGAGCACCUACUCGUAAAGCAAAAAGCGACGAUGAGUGGGCGAGGGAGCUAACAAAACAAGUAUCAGCUAUUGAUGAUCGUCCAAACCUUGCUAGAGUGGUGGGAUAUUGUGCCACCCGAUACAAGAAGAAGGGACAUGUAGAGCCUGUCCGAUUUAUAGUGGAGGAAGAUGCCUGCAAUGGAAAUUUACAUGACUAUCUACAUAAGGAACGGCAUCAACCUCUUUCAUGGGCAAAGAGACUCAGCAUACUCCGAGAUGUUGCUCGUGGCUUGGCUUAUUUUCAUGAUGAAUUAGAUAACAAGAUACUAUCUUUCAAAUCCUCCAACAUACUCUUGGAUCAGUUGGAUGGGAACUUAAAUGCCAAAUUGUCAGGGUACUCGAUGGCAACACUAGGUUCUUUCGAUGACCACUUAAUGGAUAUUACACGUUUUUAUGCGAGUUACGAAGCUCCUGAACUCCUUAUACGAGGCGAAGUGACGUCCAGCAGCAAUGUGUGGAGCUAUGGUAUCUUCAUCUUGGAGGUCAUAACUGGUAAGAAUCCAUCAGAUAAGAACCUUCACAGAAAAUUAAAGAAACUAUGGAGCUCCGAUAGAAGCAAGUUGGUGAAGAUGAUAGACCCCAAGCUUAAAGGAAAUUAUUCAGUGGAAUCUGCAAUGGCGCUAGCAGCACUAGCAGCUGACCAUUGCUUGCAGGAAGAGCCAAACCAGCGACCUAGAAUGAGUGAGGUCCUUGCAAUGGUGUCUACAAUGGCUGAGACAUCAGAAAAUUGA
This is a messenger RNA of Fragaria vesca subsp. vesca, 963 nucleotides long. Its product is annotated as probable serine/threonine-protein kinase NAK-like. Gene Ontology annotation, molecular function: ATP binding; protein kinase activity. The record is from RefSeq and is a predicted model, not a curated record. The transcript is spliced from 4 exons. Bases 1 to 963 code for a protein of 320 amino acids. Gene Ontology annotation, biological process: protein phosphorylation. NCBI's taxonomy places the organism in Eukaryota, Viridiplantae, Streptophyta, Magnoliopsida, Rosales, Rosaceae.